UAUUAAAUAGUGUGCUAAUCCGAUUUAUCCCCUUGUGAAAUUCAUUUGUGUCCAAAAAGUCUAAACCAAAUUAAUAUAGUUACAUCACGCAAAUUUGAGUAUGGGCUGCCAAAUGUAUUUAUAUUAAUUUUGAAAGAACGACACAAGUUUUCUUGUUCAUUGGUUACUUUUGCAAGAGACGAGUCGGUGGUCGGAUCGUUUUUUUAGCGGCUUGUGUUUUUUCAAUUGGAUUUGGUUUUAAGGCUGAUUUUGCUUACUUCAAAAUGGAUACUUUUGGAACUGGUGCAACUCAAUCUGAAAGGAACGAGUGUGGAGUUUUAAACUCAAACUUAAAUCAUUUUGAUGAUUUUAUGGAGAAAUUUCCUGCAGACCCUGCUUACAUUGGUGCCAUAAUUGGUCGUGGCGGUUGUAAAAUUAAAGAAAUUAGAACAAACUUCAACGUUUAUAUACAUAUAAACAAUGACACCAAGGAAAUUUCUGUCAAGGGUCGUAAUAGAAAAAAUGUUGACGAUGCAGUCAAAUAUAUUCGUGAUAUUAUGUCUGGUCAAGAAAAUAGAAAUUUUUCAUUUCCAAAUCACGAAGUCUCGCACAAUCCCAAAGUUGUAUUAAAAGAAAAUACAAUGAAUCGUUUUAAUGCUUCUUCCGAAAAUGACAAUAUUCAGGUUGCAGCUCCAAAAUCUGGAGAAAGUGGUGGAAUUAGAUUAAAUGCGCCUACGAAAAAUGUAUAUAAUGGUGGCGCCGAAAACCAUGUAGUAUUGCAGCCUAUCGAUUGGGAAACUUUGAAUAGAAAAGUUGAAGAACAUCGUAGGUUACACUGGGCGCAUCUGCCAGACUUGAGAAAAAAUUUUUAUGAAGAAGUAGAGGAAGUCGCUAUUAAGACAGAAGAAGAAGUGAAUGAAAUGCGUUAUUUAAACAAUAAUAUAAGUGUUUCCCGUUUGGUGACAAAUGAAGAUCAAAUGUGUCCUGAUAUACCGAAACCAAUUUGGAAAUUUCAACAUUGUUUCAAAGAUUAUCCUGAUAUCCUUGAUGAGUUAAAGAAACAAAAUUUUAAUGAACCAUCACCAAUACAGAAGCAAGCAUGGCCUAUAUUAUUGAGAGGCGAGGAUAUGAUAGGUAUAGCCCAAACAGGGACUGGAAAAACUUUAGCAUUUCUGCUUCCUGCUUUGAUUCAUACUGAUGGACAGACUACACCACGUGAGAAACGUAAUGGUCCAAAUAUAUUAAUUUUAGCGCCAACGCGAGAAUUAGCAUUACAAAUAGCAAAAGAAGUUAACAAGUACUCGUUCCGUGGAAUAAAAGCUGUAUGCAUUUAUGGUGGUGGGAAUCGUCGUGACCAAAUUAGUGUUUUCAAAGAAGGAGCUGAAUGCGUUAUUUGUACUCCUGGACGUCUUAAUGAUUUGGUUCAAGCUAAAGUUAUAGACAUUACAUCAGUUACAUAUUUAAUACUAGACGAAGCGGAUCGUAUGCUGGAUAUGGGUUUCGAGCCACAGAUCCGAAAAAUUCUACUCGACAUACGUCCUGACAGGCAGACCGUCAUGACUAGUGCCACCUGGCCACCAAGUGUUGGUAGAUUGGCCGAAAGUUAUAUGAACAAUCCUAUUCAAGUGUGUGUUGGUUCGCUUGAUUUAACUGCCACUCAUACUGUGAGUCAAAAUGUAGAACUCUUGGAGGAUGCGGACAAAUUUAAUACGGUCCUUGCAUUUUUAAAAAACCUUAAAUCAACCGAUAAGGUUAUUAUCUUCUGUUCUAAGCGAGCUCGUGCUGACGAUUUGUCCAGUGAUUUAUCUCUAAAAGGCCUGUCAACACAAUGUAUACAUGGUUCUCGUGAUCAGGUACAUAAUGCAUUAACUUAA
This is a messenger RNA of Teleopsis dalmanni, 1853 nucleotides long. RefSeq names its product probable ATP-dependent RNA helicase DDX43. Gene Ontology annotation, molecular function: RNA binding; ATP binding; RNA helicase activity. Lineage: Eukaryota; Metazoa; Arthropoda; Insecta; Diptera; Diopsidae. The record is from RefSeq and is a predicted model, not a curated record. Bases 264 to 1853 code for a protein of 529 amino acids. The transcript is spliced from 6 exons.